AUGACAUGGACCAUCACUCUUAAUAUGCGCUUUCUUCUGCUGUCUCUCCUGAGUGUCUUGACGGUCGUCACGACUGCUCUCCCAGCCCACCAAGCUCCUCUUCUUCGCCAUGCUGCAGACAAUCGCACCGUCUCUCCCGAGCUAUUCUCUGACCUCGAGGAGCUCGCGCGUGUCGUCGACAUAUCUUAUUGUGUAGGUCUCACCGGCAUAGGCAUAUCAAGGCCGUUCAAAUGUCUCGGUCGCUGUUCCGAAUUUCCCGAUUUUGAACUUGUCAAGACAUGGAACACUGGCCAGUUGAUGUCCGACUCUUGCGGCUACAUUGCUCUAUCUCACUCACAGGCGAAUCCUCGCAUCAUCGUCGCGUUCCGUGGCACCUACUCAAUCGCAAACACGGUUGUCGAUCUUUCAACCGUACCUCAAGAAUACGUCCCCUACCCUGGUGACCCGGACUCAGGAGCAUCGAAAGCCGAUCAUGCAAAGUGCAACAACUGCACUGUGCACACUGGCUUCUACAGUUCUUGGAAGGUGGCUUCUUCUGCCAUCUUACCAGACUUAGAGGCUGCCAUCGCUGCUUACCCCAACUACGCCCUAACUCUCGUUGGUCAUUCACUUGGUGGUGCCGUUGCAGCCCUCGCCGGUCUCGAACUCGAAUCUCGUGGCUGGAAUCCGACGAUUACUACCUUUGGAGAGCCUCGACUUGGGAACGCAGCCUUGAAUCAAUACCUUGACCAGCGAUUCAACUUGCUCGGCUCUUCACGUGAUGCCUGGACGAACGUUUUCGAUGAACGACAACUACGUUAUCGUCGUGUCACUCACAUAGACGAUCCAGUACCUCUGCUACCUCUUACAGAGUGGGGAUAUCGAAUGCACGCUGGCGAGAUUUAUAUCUCCAAGUCUGCCUUGACUCCAGACAUUCAGGAUCUCCAGCACUGUGUUGGUGAUGAAGACCAUCGGUGCAUCGCCGGACAAGAUAGCAGUCUAUCACCAGAGUCCACACCCACCAAACGCGAUGAUCUCAGAGCUCAAGUGAAGCAUUCCGUGGAUGACCUUGCUGAGGAGCGCGAGUUGGAAAAGCGAGCUAUCGGUUCCUGGGUCGUGCCAUCUCGCUACAAGUUGUGGCAGCUGUUCUUUGCACAUCGUGACUAUUUCUGGCGCCUCGGACUCUGUGUCCCCGGUGGAGAUCCUUGGGAUUGGAAUCGCAAGCCAUAUGCACCGCUUGGUGGAGACGAGCAGGAGUCGGUCUGA
Messenger RNA from Aureobasidium namibiae CBS 147.97, 1245 nucleotides. Its product is annotated as extracellular lipase. Gene Ontology annotation, biological process: lipid metabolic process. Lineage: Eukaryota; Fungi; Ascomycota; Dothideomycetes; Dothideales; Saccotheciaceae. The transcript is spliced from 2 exons. The record is from RefSeq and is a predicted model, not a curated record. Bases 1 to 1245 code for a protein of 414 amino acids.